AUGAGAGGAAAUCAAGGAAAUUUUAAGGCACCAAAAGAGAAUACAGUGGAUGAUUUCUGGCGUAUGGUAUGGCAAGAAAGUUGUCGUACAAUAAUUAUGCUUUGUAAUAUCAUCGAAUGUGGGAAGAAAAAAUGUGAACAGUACUGGCCAGCUGCUGAAGGAGAAACUAAAAACUACGGUUUGCUGAAAGUGUUAUGCAGCAAAGUGGUGCAGGAGGAGAAGAUGUUAACGAUCAGUACUUUGGUAGUUUCGGAUGGCACCAAUAAUCUGCAAAUUGAGCAUGUAGCAUGGAACGAUUGGCCGGAUCGUGGAGUGCCAAACAAUUUCUUGGCUCCGUUUCGACUCUUACAGCGGAUCAAAAAUCAAAGCCACGUUGUUAUCCAUUGUUCUGCCGGUAUCGGUCGGACAGGCACAAUUGUGGGACUGGAUGUAGCAGAAGCGAUGUUCAAUAAUGGCAUGAAAGUAAACAUGCGCGAUAUUGUCCGGGAACUUCGUCUUCAGCGACAUGGCUCUGUGCAAACCGACAUCCAAUAUGUAUACAUACAUCGAUGCAUUAUGGCGCUUUCUGAAAACAAAAAACACGCUGCAGUACUUUGGAUGUACCCGUGA
Molecule: messenger RNA, 609 nt
Organism: Gongylonema pulchrum
Lineage: Eukaryota; Metazoa; Nematoda; Chromadorea; Rhabditida; Gongylonematidae
Source: the annotation of a GenBank genome assembly